GAAAAUUUUUUAAAAUCAUUCAUUCAUAUAGAAAGCAGAACAUAUGAAAAAUGCUUUGCAGAUAAAGCAGUCAUUGCUCAUUUUUUUUCUUUGCUUUAUAAACAACAUAUAUUUCAGAAUAAAAAGAGCGUUGGUAAUUCACUAAGUAUCUAACGGAGAUGCUUCAAAUAUUUAUCUUCGCUACCAUGUGCUUUGUAGCCCACGGUCAAUCCACGGCAUGCAUGAACGCUAAAGGGUACACAGAGAAGGCGUUCGCUUGCGAGGACAAACUGCCAAAGAAGAGCUGCGAAGCACUUUACCCUUACAAGACAGGUGGAACAGACCCAGGGACAGACCCAGGGACAGACCCAGGGACAGACCCUGGGACAGACCCAGGGACAGACUCAGAGGCAGACGAUCCAGCAGAGCCAAGUCCAAAUGCGAAAACAAGUGCGCCAACUGUUGGCGGAAAUGAGCCUAGACCUGAUGCUUGUUGGUCGAAGGAUAGUGAUGGAAAAACGCUAGACAACCAAGUUGUCAACACUGCUGCGAGUUUGUGUCCAAAGAGAUGUGCAUUGUGCUGCAGGUCACCCGCAUUUGACUGUGAAAAUGACGGCAGUCUUGACUGCUCCAAAGCGAAAAAGUAUUGCAAUGACCCAGUAAUGAAAGCCGCGCUUGAUCUGGUAAACAAGUGUCCGAAAACGUGUGGAUUGUGCGAGGAGAAAAAUGCAGGAUGUACGGAUUCAUCGGCAAACUGUGACAAAUCCCUGUGCUAUAGCCCAGGUUUUGCGGAUUCAAUGAAGGAACUGUGCAAGAGAACAUGCGGUUAUUGUAAUGAAACAGCAACCAAUACUCAAAAUGGAAUUGUUCCUACUUCCGCUUCAAAGGACACCACAACUAUCCCUUGUGGAGAAGACGGGAGAUGUGAGACAUGGAACAAGAAUGGGUUCUGUAAUAGUACCUCCUAUCCUUAUGAGUACAAGAGGAGAUUCUGUGGCAAAAUGUGCGGUCUAUGUUGAGCCCAGACUCAAGCAAACUCAGUUCACUUAUUCACAAACUGGUUGUAAAAGUGUUUGAGUCUAAUGAAUUCAUUGCAAGAU
Messenger RNA from Cylicocyclus nassatus, 1079 nucleotides. The record is from the annotation of a GenBank genome assembly. NCBI's taxonomy places the organism in Eukaryota, Metazoa, Nematoda, Chromadorea, Rhabditida, Strongylidae.